AGGGGUGUGAGAUUGACAGACAGAUCCCACCGAAAUAAAUUACUAACAAAUUCACCACAUCCCAUCUUCAUAAAACCCACAGAAUUCACCAUCUUUUUUUUUGUUGCUGAUAUAUUUUUAUUAUAAUUUCAGCUGUAAUUGCUGCAGAGAGAAGAGAGGUGACUCCUCUUUUUUCUUUUUUUAGUUCUUUCAGAAAAGAAAGAAAGAUGCUUGGUGUCUCCUCAGGUUUAAUGUCUACUACUUCAGGUGGUGGAGGUACGGCCAAUAUUUCAGCACCACCACCGCAAGAAGCUCCGGAAAGUGGCGGAAGUAGUGAAGGUGGCGGUGGCGGUGGCGGUGAUGUGGCAGCUGCAGGUGGCUUUAGUGAAGAAGGAGAAAGAAAUUCAGGUGGAAACCGAUGGCCAAGACAAGAAACUUUAGCUUUACUAAGAAUUAGGUCGGAGAUGGAUGUUGUUUUCAGGGAUUCAAGUCUUAAAGGACCCUUGUGGGAAGAAGUUUCCAGGAAAUUGGCGGAUCUUGGUUAUCAUAGAAGUGCCAAGAAAUGUAAAGAGAAAUUCGAGAACGUUUACAAGUAUCACAGGAGAACUAAAGAUGGCCGUGCUUCUAAAGCAGAUGGCAAAACCUAUCGCUUCUUUGAUCAGUUAGCCGCUUUUGAAAACAGUCCAUCUCAUAAUUCUUUACCACCACCUCCAUUGGCAGCUACUCCACUAACAAUGGCAAUGCCAAUGCGAACAAAUUCUUCAACAAAUCUUCCAAUUCCAAUGUCACAAACUACGGCUCCACCAACACAAAACACAUUCACUGUUUCUCAAAAUAACGUUGUGACAGCAGCAGCAGCACCGACUGUUAAUCAUCCCUUGAACGUGCCCUCACUGCCACUGUCACAGCCACCACCACUACCAUCAACGCAGCCGAUAAUUACUACAGUGAACCAAAUAAAUCGGCCUCAAGGUAACACCAGCAGCUUGCUGUCAAAUUCCACAUCUUCUUCAUCGACGUCAUCAGAUGAGGAUAUACAAAAGCAGCAUGGGAAGAAGAGAAAAUGGAAGGAUUUCUUCGAGAGGUUGACGAAGGAUGUGAUUGAAAAGCAAGAGGAGUUGCAAAAGAAGUUCUUGGAAACACUUGAGAAGCGGGAGAGGGAAAGGAUGGUGAGAGAGGAGACUUGGAGAUUACAAGAGAUGACCAGAAUGAAUCGAGAACAUGAUCUUUUAGUCCAAGAAAGAUCAAUGGCAGCCGCCAAAGAUGCAACAAUCAUUGCGUUCUUGCAAAAAAUAACCGAACAGAAAAACACACCAAUCCCGAAUAUUACUAAUGAUUCUCUAGCUCAAAUACAAUUUCAAUUGUCCGAAAAGUCCCCGAGUGUGCCACCACAUUCUCAGCCACAAAAACAAACACAACAACUAGCAGCACCAGCAACAGCGCCAGUACCAGCACCAGCACCAACUAUUGCGGUAUCAAUACCGAUGACAAUACAUGCCCAAGUACAAACACAGGCACCGUCAUUACCAGUGGUCAAAACCUUUGAAGCUCCAAAACCUGAUAAUGGUGGCGAGAAUUUUAGUCCAGCAAGCUCUUCAAGAUGGCCAAAAGAAGAAAUUGAAGCUUUGAUUAGGCUGAGGACUAGCCUGGAUCUAAAGUACCAAGAUAAUGGACCAAAAGGGCCACUGUGGGAGGAAAUUUCAGCUGGAAUGCGAAAACUUGGAUACAACAGAAAUGCCAAGAGAUGCAAAGAGAAAUGGGAGAACAUCAACAAGUACUUCAAGAAGGUUAAGGAAAGCAACAAGAAAAGACCAGAAGAUUCCAAAACUUGCCCAUAUUUCCACCAGCUGGAGGCAUUGUACAAGGAAAAAGCCAAGAACGAAGUUGUACCAAAUACUGGCACCGGGUUUGGAUUAAAACCCGAAAAUAAUAACACAAUGGUUCCCAUUAUGGCUGAACCGGAGCAACAAUGGCCAUUUCCUUCAAAUCAACCACAGCAACAAGGAAUGAGUAAUAUUAUUCAAGAUCACGAUAAUGAAAGUGACAGCAUGGAAGAAGAUGAUUACGACGAUGAUGAAGAUGAAGGAAAUGCUUAUGAGAUAGUGACAAACAAACAACCAUCAUCAAUGGCGGCUGCCACGGCCACUGCUGCUGCUGCUGCUACUACUGCAGUUUGAAUAAUUACGAAAACAAGAAAGGAUAUCAAAUAGAGAGAGAGAAAAAAGAAGCAGUAGCAUUAAGGAGUUAAAAAAAUGUUGGCAAAGUGACUGUGCAUUGGGAAUGGUAAGUGGGUCAACAGAUUUUGCAGAAAUUUGUCGUAUUCAGAAAUUGCUGUUGGCGAGAGAAGACGGUGGCUGCAGUGAAAAUAUACAUUUGGGGUAAAACCCCAAAUGAAAAGGAAGGCAUGUAAUUUACACAUUUGGGGUUUUAAUUUCAUUUUUUUUUACUUUUGGUUGGUAAGGGGUAUAGUGUUAAGAGUUUUUUUUUUCUUUUUCUUUUGUGGUACAAGUUUAUUUUCACUUUCAUUAUUUAUUUAUUAUUUGAAAAAUAAAGUUUAUUGAGGGAUGGGUGGAAAGAGAAGAGAGACAUAAAGGAAUAAAUGCAGGGAUAAUGUUUGUACUUUUUUUUCUUUCUUGUUUUGUUCAUGGGGUGUAAAUGUGAGAAAAUGGUUACUACAUUUAUAAUUUU
This is a messenger RNA of Nicotiana tabacum (common tobacco), 2667 nucleotides long. RefSeq names its product trihelix transcription factor DF1-like. NCBI's taxonomy places the organism in Eukaryota, Viridiplantae, Streptophyta, Magnoliopsida, Solanales, Solanaceae. The record is from RefSeq and is a predicted model, not a curated record.